Messenger RNA from Papilio machaon (common yellow swallowtail), 2189 nucleotides. RefSeq names its product choline-phosphate cytidylyltransferase A. Lineage: Eukaryota; Metazoa; Arthropoda; Insecta; Lepidoptera; Papilionidae. Gene Ontology annotation, biological process: CDP-choline pathway. Gene Ontology annotation, molecular function: phosphatidylcholine binding; choline-phosphate cytidylyltransferase activity. The record is from RefSeq and is a predicted model, not a curated record. The transcript has 8 exons. Bases 376 to 1509 code for a protein of 377 amino acids.
CUCCACGUCGGCGUCGCGCCACCGGCGUCGGCACCCCUCUCCCUCGCCGCUCAGCCCGCGCCGCGCCUGUCUGCCUCAUGCAACAUAACCGAUUCGACAUCGUCGUGUUAGUCAUGCUCCAUAGCUAAUAAAGUGCGGACGUGUGCAUUCCAUAUUUAAAGUACGUUAAUACACCGAUUUUUAUAUAACAGGAGCACAUUAGAAUAAUAUUGGAGUAAUUAGUACCAUUUAAUUUCAAAAUUCUGUGAAUAAUUGAUUAAUUUAUUUUUUAAAUAUUCUGAAUACGAUGCGAGAGACAAUCACGACCGUGUGCCGGUAAUACUUUGGAACUGUGUACGUAAUCUUAAUUAAGAAGUGCAGAACAAUUAGUUAAAAAUGUCGUCAGUAACGCUAACUACGACGCUCACUAAUGGCCAUUACAACGGCAAGUUGGAGACGCUGGAGACAAACUUGAACGGCUACAGGAAGAAUGGAUAUGUAAAACCCGAACCAGUUGAAGUAUCGUCGUUGCGGCUAGCGGCGCCGUUUAGCACAGAUCCGAUGGCGGUGGCGGAGCGUGAGCGAUGCGCGUACGGGCGCAUCCCUCGCGCCGCCGCGCUCGCCGGCACCGCGCCGCGUCGCGUGCGCGUCUACUCCGACGGCAUCUAUGACAUGUUCCAUCAGGGACACGCAAGGCAGCUACAGCAAGCCAAAAACGUCUUCCCCAAUGUAUAUCUCAUAGUCGGAGUAUGCAGCGACAAACUGACACAUAGCCGCAAGGGACGCACCGUGAUGACGGAAGACGAAAGGUACGAGGCGGUCCGGCAUUGCAGAUACGUUGAUGAGGUGGUUCGAGACGCGCCGUGGGAGUACGACGAGGAGUUCCUAGAGAAGCACAAGAUCGAUUUCGUGGCGCACGAUGACAUCCCUUACACGACAGAGGACUGCGAGGACACGUACGCAAUGAUUAAGGCUAAGGACAUGUUCGUCGCCACAGAGAGGACGGAAGGCGUGUCGACGUCGGACAUAGUGGCGCGGAUCGUGCGCGACUACGACAUCUACGUGCGGCGCAAUCUGGCGCGCGGAUACUCCGCCAAGGAACUCAACGUCUCCUUCCUCAACGAGAAGAAGUUCCGUCUCCAGAACAAGAUGGACGAGCUCAAAGAUAAAGGCAAAAAGGUGAUGACGAACAUCGGCGAGAAACGCGUGGACAUCCUGACGAAGUGGGAGGAGAAGUCGCGCGAGCUGAUCGAUGCGUUCCUGCUGCUGUUCGGUCCUGACGGGCGGCUGUCCAACAUCUGGCACGAGGGUAAGGGUCGGCUGAUGCAGGCGCUCAGUCAGCCCCCCUCCCCGCGCGCAUCACCACCACCCAGCGAGAACGGAGACGUGCACGAACACAGCGGGUCAGUGUCGCCGCCGCCGGCCAAGUCGCGCCGCUACGAGACAUUGUGGGAGCCGCACGCAGGUAACUGGAUGCAUCGAGCUCUGACGGUGUUGGGGAGUCGGAAGAGGCAGCGAAGCGCCAGCUGACCGACGACGGCUCCGACAGCGACGACGACGACUACCAGGACACCAGCCCCUACCUAUAGGACGAGCCGCCCGACGUCGCGCGCCUCGCCAUAUGAUGCGCCGCCGUCGCCCAGACCCUAGUGCUCAGUGCUGGCUGCCUCGCAUGGACUUUGUAAAAUUGCAACGCAUUUGUCACACAAAAACUCGGAAAGUGUCGUCGGCUUGCAAUAUAUCUAACUACACAUGAAUGUGUAGUUAUUGUAGAUUUACUUAUUACUGCUCACCCCGUCAGGGGUAAUGGCCGUUUAGACGAUAGUCGACUUAGUGUAGCCAAUAGUAUUUUUUUACUAUUGUAAAUCGUCCAUUGUCAACGACAAUGUUAGUGGAGAGGAGUGCAUUUCGUUAAAAAAUAACCUUUGUGUUAAAUUAUUUUAGUGUACGGCUUCAAAUUCGCGUUUCGUCUGUCUGCAAGACUCGAGUGAAUGUAUUUUAUCCUAUUAGGUUUUAAAAAUGUAUUUACUUUAUUUAUGAUGAUUUUUAAUUGUAAAUCUUUUUCUCACUAUUAUGAUUGUGCGCGCGUUGUGGGUGCAGAGUACGCAGCGAGCGGUUGCGGGCCGCGCGCCCCGCGCCUUCGCCGCGCACUCGCAACACCUUGUUUGUAUUCUACUUUUUGACAGUUGAUUAAAGAGGUGCUUAUUUUA